Messenger RNA from Acaulospora morrowiae, 1091 nucleotides. The record is from the annotation of a GenBank genome assembly. Lineage: Eukaryota; Fungi; Glomeromycota; Glomeromycetes; Diversisporales; Acaulosporaceae.
AUGGACAAUUCCCAACAACAAAGUACUUCACCACAAUCUCAACACCAAUCUCUUCAGAAUCAGCAAGUAGAAUCAACGGAUGUUACUGAUCCUGCUGUAAAGGCCGAGCAUGAGAACGAGUCUUCAAUCGCGACGAAGGAAACAGAUACAAAGAAAAAGAGAGCCGGUCCAAAAAGAAGAAAAGUUACUCAUGCGUGUGUUUACUGUCGACGAUCUCAUAUGACAUGUGAUGACGGUCGCCCAUGCCAACGAUGCAUAAAAAGAAGCAUAGGACAUCUCUGUCAUGACGAGCCGAAGGGCUCUCACGGUUCCCAGCAAGUACCUAGCGGAACUAACACCGUUCCGGCUAACCUCAUAACAAUGCAGCCGGUCCCUCAAGACAUAUUGAGGUCUACCAAUUUAACUAUGCAAGCCUUCCCGCAAAUUGCAACAUAUUCACAGUUACCAAUAACGCCUCUUACUUUUGCUAGCGAGCACAUGGGACAUGAAUUCACCGUGCUUACUGACUUUUUGGAAAGUGUGGAUGGAAAUCAACCGAAUAUCCAUAACUCCGACGGAGCUUCGAUAGACAAUGCCGACAAAUUUUUUUUAACCGCAGCCGAUCCUUCAGAUGGCACGUCUGAAGAUCGAUUAACUCAAGUGAUUAACGCGAAAUUUGAUGCCGGAUUUUUGAAACCAUAUAAUUAUGUUAAUGGUUAUGCCCGAUUACAAAGAUACAUAGAAAAUAACAUGACAAAUAUAAGUAAACAGCGGAUUCUAAGUACACUAAGUACCUUCCGCCCCACUUUCCGUAACAUCGCCCAGUCACUGACUGACAUUGACCUGGUUUUGGUCGAGGAAGCAUUUGAACGUCUUCUAUUGGACUAUGAUCGGGUAUUUAGUUCUAUGGGUAUCCCGGCCUGCUUGUGGCGAAGAACCGGUGAAAUAUAUAAAGGAAAUAAAGAAUUUGCUUUUCUCGUCGGAGUUCCAGUAGAUAUGUUAAGGGAAGGUCGGCUUUGUAUAUAUGAACUGAUGAUGGAAGAGUCGGCAGUGAAUUAUUGGGAGAAAUACGGAAACAUAGCAUUUGAUGCUGGUCAGAAAGCCGUUUUGAC